Messenger RNA from Carassius carassius (crucian carp), 1286 nucleotides. Its product is annotated as antigen WC1.1-like. NCBI's taxonomy places the organism in Eukaryota, Metazoa, Chordata, Actinopteri, Cypriniformes, Cyprinidae. The record is from RefSeq and is a predicted model, not a curated record. Gene Ontology annotation, cellular component: membrane. Bases 1 to 1251 code for a protein of 416 amino acids. The transcript is spliced from 6 exons.
AUGUGUUUUUCUUUCUCUGAAUAUCAGGCCGUGGGUCCAUCAGGCUGGUGGGUUCUGGGGGAGACUGUGCAGGGAGGCUGGAGGUUUUUCACAGCGGCUCAUGGGGGACAACAGCUGCAGUGUGGAGUGGCCCUCAGUAACCAGCAGGUACCAGCCUGGUUUGGUCCUGGUUCUGGACACAUAUGGCUGGAUGAGGUGGAGUGUGAGGGGAAUGAGACGUCCCUGUGGAGCUGCUCUUCUUCAGGCUGGGGAAAACAUGACUGUCAGCACAUGGAGGAUGUAGGAGUCGUGUGCUCAGAUUUUAAAGAGAUAAGGUUAACUGAGGGCUGUGAAGGGAAUAUGGAGGUUUUCUACAAUGGAUCCUGGGGUAAUGUGUGUUACAACCAGAUGGACAGAGACACAGUGAGUCUGAUCUGUCAAGAGCUGAACUGUGGAAGAUCUGGUGAUUUUUCUGAUUCAGUAUCCAGAGUGAAAUCAGCUACUAACUGGUUGGAUGAAGUGAAAUGUCGACCACAUGACUCAAAUCUGUGGCAGUGUCCAUCUUUACCAUGGGGACAAAAUUACUGUGAUGGAGAUGAAGUGGCCAAAAUCACCUGCUCAGAACAGAAAAACCACGAGUCCCCUCGAAGCUAUCUGACAUGGUCCUCAUCUCCCCACCAGAAACAGUGUUCAGAUCAUGUUCCUCUCAGACUGAGUGGAGGUAAGGGCCGGUGCUCUGGGAGGCUGGAGGUGUAUCAUAACGCUGUGUGGGGCUCAGUCUGUGAGGAUCAGUGGGACAUCAGCGAUGCUCAGGUGGUCUGCAGGCAGCUGGGUUGUGGAGCAGCACUGAGGGCUGAUGGGAAUUCAGUCUUUGGUGCUGGUGAAGGUGUUGUGUGGAUGAACAAAGUAGAGUGCAGAGGGAAUGAGAUUCACCUGUGGGACUGUCCUCUCUCCCUGAAAAACCACACUGACUGCUCCAACAAAGAGCAUGCUGGACUCACCUGUGAAGAUGUUUCAGUGUCCACUACUCCUGCCACAACAACGUCAGCUUCUCCUCCAGUUUCUCCUCCAGUGCGCUCAACAUCAGUCUCUCCUCCACAAACUCUCUCCGUCCCCCCAGUGCUUGUGAUUGUUCUGGGAGUUGUGCUCUUACUGCUCUUAGUGCCACUGCUUAUACUGAUUCAGCAGAACAGAGUGAUGAGGAGAGGUAGGAGAGAUCCAGAGACUGUCAUAUUGUGUCUUAUUCAGUGUGUGAUCAGUCAUGUGUUGUGAACUGACAGCAGGUUUGUCUGUCUACACUCACAGCU